Anneissia japonica is the source of this 2692-nucleotide messenger RNA. RefSeq names its product branched-chain-amino-acid aminotransferase-like protein 2. The coding region runs from base 236 to 1195 and encodes 319 amino acids. NCBI's taxonomy places the organism in Eukaryota, Metazoa, Echinodermata, Crinoidea, Comatulida, Comatulidae. The record is from RefSeq and is a predicted model, not a curated record. The transcript has a single exon.
UCUUUUCACGUCACAGCGUUAAUAUCCUGGGCAUUCUAUAGAAGAUUUGGACAAACAUUUCUGAGUGUAUUGAAAACGGAGGCGUCUAUAAAUACUUGUCUUUGAAUCAGCGUGUGAGGGGUUUUAUUAUCUUUUGUCCGCUGUAUGCCCUGUUGUGUUAAUGCUCGUCAUAAUUGAAUAAGAACUCAGCGUCUUCGGACGUAUCGGAUCGUCGAGGAGCGUUGAUAUUGAUAGAAUGGGAGAUAUACGGACGGAAACGAAGCGUCAACCACAGACUCGUGUAAUGUUGUGGUCAACACCCAGGGCACUUUCAACGGCUUUUCUACGUUCUAUCCACACACUCAGUAAUGCUGAGAUAUUCAACGAACCGUACGUAACCGCUUGGCAUUUCGGGCCUCAGCGUAAGUACAAGCCAAAUAAAUUGAUAGUGUUUCUUAUGGGAUGCGAGGAGAAGUAUAGUUAUGAAUGGGUGAAGGAGCAGCUAGAAAAAGACUUCCCCGGGAAAGAUGUGGUUUUCUGCAAAGAUUUUGGUUACACCAUCGAUGGCAAUUGGGAGCAUAUACCAAAAGGAUAUAAACAUACAUUUCUUAUACGAGAACCAGCUAAGGUAAUGAAAUCAUGGAAGGAACGCAUCAACUGUGGGCCACUUCCCGGGAUGGGGCUUAUAUGGAAGAGAAGUGUUUCAUUUGCAAUGCCAUCUGGGUACAUGUACAAGGAACUUCAUGAUCUAUAUUUUCACCUGCUCGAGACGACUGGUGAGGAUCCGCUUAUACUCGAUGCUGACGAUCUUCUCGCCGACCCUAAACAGAUGAUGAUGAAAUACUGCCAGGCGAUCGGGCUUCCAUACCGCGAUGAAAUGCUGAAUUGGGAACCAAAUGAAAAGAUGAAUUGGAAUGUAGCUUACUCUAAUUUGAUUGCUGACAAGAUUAUGGGAUGGUACUCCGAUGCCAUGAAUAGUGAUGGACUACGCCAAAAAUUAGUAAGAACUAAAGUGGAUAUUAAAUCUCUACCUGAUGACGUGAAGGAAGUUGUUAAAUUUGUUCAGCCUUUUUAUGACGCAAUGUAUAAAAGACGAUUAAAACUUGAUCCAGACACCGAGCCUGCUACUUUGGAGAAAGGAGCGUUGAAAGAUCAGAAUAAAAACGGAUAUAUUUUUCCAGAAAAAAAGGACAAUGAAGACGGUAGGGGACACUGACUAUCAAUGCAUAGGCCUAUUUGCAUAUAGCUCUCCCUCGGUGUGAUGCAACAAUAGCACAAAUGGAAGUGUACACGGUUAGCCAUGGAAACGGAUUUUAAUUCAAAACGCCAGAAGCGGUUUAUGUUAAGGUGGCGAUGAAUGAAUACAGAUUACUUAGGCUCGGCCUAUGAAAUAUUAUCCUACUACGCCUAUAGGUGCUGUUUGCUGAGCUCAAACACAGCAAUAUGUCAUCCAUCAAGUCAUAAACUCCAUUAAUUCAGUAUAAACUGACUUUAUUUAGGCCUAAAUGUAUUUUAUGUUUUUCAAUGUAUAGAUUCGCUGCCGCAAUGCAGCACAGUUUUGUAUGUUUUAAACACAUGUUUUUUAAAUGAUAUUGUAUUUUUAAAUUUUGUUAGUACUUUUUAAAUGAGUGUGUAUGAAAUCAUACUUUGUUGUGUGUAUAUUAUUAUAAGUAUGUUUGUAAAACCACUUAUGACGAUGUUAAAGUAAAUUUCUGUUACUGAGUUAAAUGCGAGUAAUGACCUUUGUACUACAUAAUGGUUUACAGUCAUUAUUGACGAAAAGUCGUUCAAAACCAACUGAAUUAUUUAUUGAUAACUACUAUGCAGCUCAGUGCAAUGUAUCCGUCCUUGUUGACUUCCUUAUAAUCUCCACUCUACCUCAUAGCAUAGUCAUACCACUAUUCAAUUGUUAAUUACCCAUUCCAUCUGCUGUUAAAAAUCAAUACAAUAGGUACGUGAUUAAACUUAGGACCAAGGGGUACAAUAAUUCGCAUACUGUAAUUAAACCGUUGUGUACGAGGUGAGUUUUAGAAGGUGGUGUUACUAUAGACAUUGGUGGGGUAUUGUGGUUUCAUAUGUUUUAAGGUGCUUUUAAUAUAUUUUUCUAGUUAAGUUGUUUUCUUUUAAGUUAUUUGUUAUGAUUGACGCACCUCCUGAGUGCCGCUGAUGUAAAUGAUGUCUGUUCAAUAAAAGAUUUGAUUUGAUUCACUACAGACGAUCAGUGGUUUGUGUUACGCUUAGUUUUCCGUAAUUCCUUGACCAAGAGUUUAAAUUCUUCAAACUUAAACGACUGAGAAAUUAGUAGGCAUACAUGGCGUAUAUUUUUAUUUUUAUUUAUUUCAACCACAAUUCAUAUGAUUAAAAAAUGGUUUAAUAGAGAAUAUAUUCUCUCUAUCCCAUAUGCAUGGCGAACUGCACCUUUAAAGAUCUAGCGCGUCUAUAUAAUAGUGUAGAUCUAAUAACCAAAAAAUCAAACAAUUCUUCCUUCUCUAUUUCUCUAUGCAUAAUAAUGCGAUUUGAAUUCGAGUAAUGCCUCUUGAGAACGAAACUAAAACCCAUAGGCCUAAAUUAUUUUAUCUCAAUUUCAGCACAUUGUCUUCAUGAUAAUUGCAAUCGUGUAGGCAUUAAAAUUUAUUCCACAUGUACAAUGGUGCGGUAUACUUUUCAGAUAAAAACUGAUUUUAUGCAGAUAAUAAAGUAAUUCCAUACCUGA